Neospora caninum is the source of this 477-nucleotide messenger RNA. RefSeq lists its product as hypothetical. The transcript is spliced from 4 exons. The record is from RefSeq and is a predicted model, not a curated record. The coding region runs from base 1 to 477 and encodes 158 amino acids. Lineage: Eukaryota; Apicomplexa; Conoidasida; Eucoccidiorida; Sarcocystidae.
AUGGAGCUUUUGACAUCGUUCGUCGACGAGACUGCGUGCAACACCUGUUUUGGGAAUUUGAUCCUUGUCAGUGCCGCCUGCACCGCUUUGGAUUGUAUUGAACAGGCAAAGAAGCGUGAAGUGCACCCAGACAACCUGGUUAUGGCUCUUGACGUUAUCACCUUCGCCGUUCGGAAACUGCACCCACAGUGUUUCGACAAUACGGAAACGGAACAACUACGAUCAGCCGCUCUAUCCGCCUUUGAUGCGCAAAUGAAACAGCUUUUGAACAACAGCAGCUGCAAGCCGAUUGUGAAGGCACAGGUUACAGGCAUACAACUUGCUCUCGACCACCUGACACGCCAGUCGUCAAUCCUCGCUCUUCAAAACGAUGUGGAGGCCAAAACAUCGCGAACGCGUUUCCUCAGAACCAUCUCCGGGUUCUGGAAAGUUCGAAUGCCGUUAGCACUCCAGCGAAUGUCGAGCUAUUCGGGUUGA